AUGGCGGACACUCCCACUGGGAGCCGCGCAGCACGAAAUGCCGCCCAAACACCCAGCGGCCGCGUUAAUGUUGAGCCUCUAUCGUCGUCAAGGAGGCCAGUACAUACGCCCUUGAAUAGACCUACACCUAGAGAACCCACGACUUCGGGCCGAAGGCCGGCUACCAAUGCGCAAACUCCACAUACAGCAGUCGCUCUGAGAGCUCAAGUCUUGCGCCGAGCGAACAUGUUGACACCGGGCAAGAAUAGACGCCAGAGCGGCAUGGACCAGAGAGAUUCACCAUUUCACGCGCUCCAACUUCUAGGCAAACGUCUUGCCCCUACUACAAACGUCAUAGCAUCUUCCUCUCCGGGAGACACUGCCCCUUCUAGCGCUUCUCGAGCACCUGGACGUGAUACUGAUGACGACGAACAAGAACUUCCUGAUAUUCGGCGGCGAGAGCUGGAAGAAGAGGAGCCUGAACUCACCCGACCAAGGCUAUCCAUGGCCAUAGAUGAUGAUGACGACACGAUGCCUAUACCACAACGAUCGGUUCUGAUUGAUAGCGAAGAGCUUCCUCUACCCCAAGAUGAAACCGAAGUUGAGAUGCCCGUAAGAGCGGACAACAGGCGAAUUUCAGCUUUCAGUGUUCGUGGCGAUCCCUUCGACGAGACUGGAGAGCCAUCGGAUUUCUUAAACUUGGGGGACGGCAUCUCUCUCGGCCCCAGUGUCGACACCUCGUACUACCAGGCUGAAGAUACAACUGUAGUGUCUGGCAUGGGUGACCAGAGUGGUGUUGGCUUCACCAUGCCUCCUGGAUACGAGGAUCAAACCACGUUUCACAUGUCUGAGCCGGAUGAUGGCCUGGCACCAACAUCACCUAUUGAGGGUGCUCGAGCUCCGAACGCGGCAUCGCGGCGAACUGGCGAUUUCGGAACUACUACGGGCGAGCCAUCCUUUGCACUUGGUUCCGACGAUGGCUUUGACGCUGGACCUGCCUUUGACGACGGCAUGGAUUUUGAUCCAAUGGUUGUGGCACCUUCAAGGCGUGAGAGCACAAAACGUCUAAGUCUAAUGCGUCUGCCUGAUGAAGAUGACCCUGAUGCAGAACUACUCGUCGAUGAUGACACUGGACCCAGAAGAACUUCCCGUCAAAUACAGACCACCUUGAAGAUGGGCCGUGGUAGGCCAAAAGGGUCAGUGACGAAGUAUAAGAAAAAGAUCAAGAAGCUCUCACAGAAUGGAACCGAGUAUCCUCCAUUGCCCCCCGCAUUUGUCAAGAGAGUUGCUCAGACAGCCCUGCAAUCGUCUGGCCUCAGCAACACGAGGGUACCUGGCGACGUGGUAACUGCUCUGACGCAGGCAUCUGACUGGUUCUUUGAACAAGUUGCAGACGAUCUGGCGGCCUAUGCUGAACACGCCGGGCGUGAAUCAAUAGAUGAGCGGGAUGUUAUGGCGUUAAUGCGAAGGCAACGUCAAAUCACUUCCAAUGCGACGUUGUUCUCUCUUGCACAGCGACAUCUGCCACGCGAACUACUUCAAGAACUGCGGAUGCCACGCGAUGACGACGAAUAG
This is a messenger RNA of [Torrubiella] hemipterigena, 1554 nucleotides long. The record is from the annotation of a GenBank genome assembly. NCBI's taxonomy places the organism in Eukaryota, Fungi, Ascomycota, Sordariomycetes, Hypocreales, Clavicipitaceae.